Messenger RNA from Prunus persica (peach), 4063 nucleotides. RefSeq lists its product as uncharacterized. The transcript is spliced from 9 exons. NCBI's taxonomy places the organism in Eukaryota, Viridiplantae, Streptophyta, Magnoliopsida, Rosales, Rosaceae. The record is from RefSeq and is a predicted model, not a curated record. Bases 434 to 3493 code for a protein of 1019 amino acids.
GGUAUAUAUCUGCUUCCGCGCGGUUUGAUGUUAUAUUCAUGUCCCAAUCCCAUUAAUCUUUAAUUGGGUUCUUUGAUUGUAUUACCCUCAUAUAAUAAAUGGUUCUAUUUCUAAAUUAUUUUUAUUAACAUAAAAAAAGAAAUUUUAUUUUUUUGGAUAAUAGAUUUUUUUUUUUUUUUUUUAUCACUGGUUUGGUUUGGGCAGAGGAAGAAUCCAAGAUGAGGUUCGAUUGCAUCCUACAAACACAAGGCCCCAAAUUUUUUUUUAAAAAAAAACAGAAACUCAAAAGCCCAUAUUUAAACCCAAGCAUUUGUUGGGCCACAAACUCCAACUUGGAAAGCGGUCGCGUCUUUAUAUAACCCACAAUUUAACUCGCAAAAUAAUCAUUCGUUAGUCGUUAUUACGCGGAACGCCCCCGCCUCUCAGACUCGCAAUGUCUCCUCUCACCGGAAGCGAAGAGGACCAGUUUUCCGGCAGCGAUAGAGAAGAAGAAGAAGAAGAUGACGACGAAGAUUUCGACGAGGACAUGGAAGCCAUAAGGCGUGCCUGUAUGCUCACCGGCAAGAACCCCGACGACCUCAACCCCAACAACAACAACCACGGCGGCGACGACCCCCGCCACGCCUCCGGUUCAGAGUCCGAAUCCGACUCCGACGAAGGCGACGAUGACAUUGAGUUGCUCCGGAAAAUAAGGAGUCGAUUCUCGAAUAUUUCCAAUUUUUGCGAGCCUCUGUCUCUGAAGCCUUUGAGUUCAUUGCCGCCUGCUGUCUCCGACGACGAAGAGGACGAUUACCAAACGCUUCUUUCCGUUCAGAAACGUUUCGCAGCCUACCAAAACGAUACUUGCAAACCAGUGAAGGAAACUUGCAAUGAAAUUGCUCAUGAAAGUUCUCAGGGUACUGAAGAUGCAUGUAUGGCCAUCCAUCCACUGAGUGACAAUGCUGAGGGACAGCCUUCCGCUUCGAUUGAGUUGCAACAAUCUGAUUCUUGCAGGCCAUCUACGUUGCCAGCCAAAUACUCAACCUUCCCAAAGUCUGCUCAGGUGUUUAUGGAUGCCAUUAAGAAGAAUAGGUCCAGUCAGAAGUUUCUUCGGAGUAAGUUGGUCCAAAUUGAAGCAAAAAUUGAGGAGAACAGAAAACUGAAGGAACGUGUCAAAAUCCUUAAAGACUUUCAAGUUUCUUGCAAAAAACGAACAGGGGAGGCAUUGUCCCAAAAGAAGGAUCCUCGUGUCCAGUUAAUUUUGGUGAACAGGCCAAGGAAGUUUAGGGAUUUAAAGGCUCAUGACAAAAAGAUCUCAGCUAUGUUUUAUGGCCCAGAAGAGAAUUCACAUGUUGCUAACUACAGAAUGACAUUGACGAAAUUUCUGCAUUCAUUAGAUCGAAAAAAAUGGUCAAAGGCCGAAAAGAAAGCCCUUGAAAAGGGAAUAAGACAACAAUUUCAAGAAAUGGUGCUUCAGUUUUCUGUACAUGAAUCGAGUUGUUCUGAGAGACCGUAUGGAGACUCUAAUCAUAUCGAUGACAUUUUGGCUUCAAUCAAAGAUCUUGAAAUUACCCCAGAAAAAAUUAGAGAAUUCCUGCCUAAGGUUAACUGGGAGCAGUUGGCUUCCAUGUAUAUCGUUGGUCGUUCUGGUGCAGAAUGUGAAGCAAGGUGGUUGAACUGGGAGGAUCCUUUAAUCAAUCACAAAUCAUGGACUGCGAAGGAGGACAAGAAUCUUCUGCAUCUUGUCCAGGAGAAGGGGAUUGAUAAUUGGUUUAAUGUUGCAGUAUUGUUGGGGACAAACAGGACUCCGUUUCAGUGCUUGGCACGCUAUCAAAGGAGCCUAAAUGCUUCCAUACUGAAACGGGAGUGGACCAAAGAUGAGGAUGCAAGACUUCGCUCAGCUGUAGAAGCUUUGGGUGAAGGUGAUUGGCAAUCUGUUGCUUCUGCUUUGGAAGGACGGACUGGUUCCCAAUGCUCUAAUAGAUGGAAGAAAUCUCUUCAUCCAACCAGGAAAAGAGAAGGUAGGUGGACUCCAGAGGAAGACAAACGUCUGAAAGUGGCUCAAAUGCUCUUUGGCCCCAAAAAUUGGAAUAAAACAGCUCAAUUUGUGCCUGGUCGAACUCAGGCACAGUGUAGAGAUAGAUAUGUCAACUCUUUAGAACCUUCUUUGAAGUGGGGUGAAUGGACUGAAGAAGAGGACUCAAGAUUGAGAGAAGCCAUUGCAGAAUAUGGAUAUUGCUGGUCCAAAGUUGCUGCAUGUGUGCCUAGACGUACUGAUAAUAUGUGCUGGAGGAGAUGGAAGGUGUUAUUUCCAGAUGACGUGUGCUUGCUCAAAGAAGAGAAAAGAAUAAGAAAGGUGGCUCUUAUGUGCAACUUUGUUGAUCGGGAGACAGAACGUCCAGCCCUUGGCCCUAAUGAUUUUCAUCCGCCAAUUGUUACUUCAACCAAAACUUUAACUUAUUCUAGGAAGCAGAAAGGAAAAUUAAGCAAAGUUUCGAAGAAGAUUAGAUCCAGGAGGCAAAAAAAUGGUCAAAGUUGUUCCAAGGUAUCUGAGAUAGAUAGUUUUGAUAAGGUUGAGACAUGUGAUGGACAUGAUGCCUCAAAUACGAAGAAUAAAGUUCGUAAACAGCGACGCAUAAGGCACAAAGGUACUCAUUGUGAGCAGGAUACACACAAAGAACCUAGGGAAAUGUCUUGUUCAGAUCAGAUUGUAGGAACAUCAGAUGGAGAUGAUACUACACUUGCUUGCUUUCUACGCAAUAAAUCAAAGAAGAGAAAGCUUGGCCCUGUCCCCUCAAUCAAUGGAAAAAAGAAGAGAAAGCUUGUAGCUUCUGAUUCUGCUGUUCAGGAGUGCCCCGCAAACAGUAUAGAGGAGGGAUCUGAAGUGCAUCCUGAAAUGAAUAAAGUUUGCGAUGGAAAUCAAAUAGUCUCUUUCCGGAAAGAUGAUGAGUUUAUAGUCCAUUGUGAUGAUAGAAUUUCAGAAAGAAUGCCAACUUGCAGCGUGCAGUCUAGUCAUUUGAAUGGUAACACCAUGGCUAGUGACAAGGAGCCUGAUGGACUAAAGUUAGUCAGUGGGUGGAAGGCUGGCUUACAAGAACCUGUGAGGAAAGUGGUGGCCAUUGAUCCAGAAAGUGAUGGUGAUACUGAUGAUGUUGUUCUUGCUUCCUGGAGGAAAAAGAAAUUGAAGAAGAGGCACCCUCAAACUGCCAAAAGCGGUCCUCACGCUUGCCCUCCCUCAGGUGUAACGACAAGAUCAGAGCCGCUUCCGAAAAGAGUAGAUCAGUCUAAUGAUCGAAGCCAAGUGCCCUUUGUGGCUGUUGGUAAUGAGCCUGGUGCAGUAGAUAUAGGAAAACAACAUGGGGUUGAUCAUUGUGAAACUGUGAGGGAAAUAGUGAACAUUGGCGCAGAAGGUGAUCAUGAGGCUGGUGAUACAACACUCGCUUGCUUUCUGCGAAAUAAAUCAAAGAACAGGCAGCGUCAGUCGCGCAGAGGUGAUAACCAGAAGCCAAGGUGAUAUUUGUGAAAUAAAUCAAAGAACAGGCAGCGUCAGUCUCGCAGAGGUGAUAACCAGAAGCCAAGGUGAUAUUUGAAGUUUUCAUCUAUGCACAUGAAAAAAGGGCCUUGAUAGUAGCCAUAUAAAAGCUAGUACAUCUGUAGAAUACGGAAGUCAAAAAACCGGUUACGCAAUGUUUAGGACCAUUUGAUUGCAGGCAGGCAAAUCAUUGAGAAGGAUUUCUAAUAAUCUUUGCUGGUGACAAUGAGCCAGCUAAGUCAGUUUUGUUGAAGUUAUCACCAGCUCGUGAGGACAUAGAAAAAAAGGUGAAGUGUACUGUAGCAUAUACAGAGGAUUUGGAACUGGGAUUCUUGUGUUAGUGAUGCUACUACGGCGCUUGUGUUAACCUCGAUUGCUCUUUCGUCACAUUAGCCAAAAAAAAAAUUGGAGCUUUUGUAGGAUUCUAUUUAUCUAAGAAGUCUUGUAAAAUGUACGUAUAAUUUUCUUUGGUUGCCUUGAGCAACCAAUUUUGAUGAGUUACAGCUGUAUAGCGACUAUUCAUUGAAAAUAUAAAUUUUCUUACAAUUUGAA